GCGGGUGAAUGUCAACAUCAGGUAUAUACUUCGUCUUGCUGCGGAUAUUUUGAAAGGAAAAUUUCUGGAGAACUUCGAAUCCAAUCACUAUGGCUGUAAGAAUAUUUCUUCGUAUUAUUUUAUUUCCUCGUUUCAUAAUAAUAAAUAUUUAUAGUCUUCUUGACAAUCCUACUUUUAUUUUCUUUCUCUAGAGUGAUCUGUUGAAAGAGUUACCGUCCUUUAAUGAACAAAAUUUCUCAAAAUUUAAAGCAGAUUCGACAAUGAAAUGCUCGGUAUUAUUAUUAUUAUUAAAACUACAAGAUUUGGAAUAUUUUUAGACGUUUCUUUAAUGUUUAAUGGAUUUUCUUUGCUUUUCUAUAGCAUCACAGACCGAUAGUUUAUCUGCCAACGAAAGACACGUCUGAUGAAGGUAUAAAAUAGCAAUAAAAUACAUGAAAGUUGUCCGCUAUAUUAUAAUAUAAAUUAUAUAUUAAGCAAUUUGUCAUAGGAUUGUGAAAAUUAAAUACAAUGAACUCAGUAUUUGUUCACUGUAGUGACAAGGGCUCAGGCAUUGGGCCAUUCCAUUUAAUAUGUGCACCCCCCCCCCCCCCCCCCCCAUUGAGGGGUCUGGAAAUCCUAUGGGGAGGGAGGGGUUAAUAUUGGUAAUUUCCGAGGGGGUAAAUCAGUCGGUCCCUUUGAUCUUCAAACAACAUAGGCCAAUUUCCAAGGGGGGGAAUGUGUCGGCACUUUGAUGUUCAAUUUCCUAAGGGGGUAAAACUUUUAAGGACCCCUCAAUAGGGGGGUGCACAUAUUAAAUGGAAUGGCCCAUUAAGGCUUGAUUUACACUAUACAACUUUUACAUAAAAUUGUUGCAUGCAACCUGGUUACAACUUGAGUUGUACUGGGCAAAUCAAGCUACCUUGUCGUUGUGAGUUGUGUACUGCUUGAUUCACACUGUAGUACAACUCAAGUUGUAAGCAGGUUGCAUGCGACAGUUUUAGGCAAAAGAUGUGUAGUGUACAACAGCCAUUAGGUAGUAUAAAAAUGAAGUCUUGCAUGGACGGUUGAUGCCCAGGGUGCAUUCCGUGUAAACUUCACGCCGAAGAUAAUCUGAGGUAGUGUUGCUGUGCGCCAAGUGAGGUCAACUUGUGCGCCGGCUGAUCGUGGGCAUUUCAUUAAUAGCGGGGUUUUUAAAAAUAAAAACUUGCUAAAAAGGCGUGUAGUUGAUGAAUAAGAUGUUUUGCUGAUGAGCAAUGAUGAGUUUUGUUAUACUGUUGUAUCACAAGUUAUAACCACCAUUUAGUAAUAUUACACUGACCAGGAACACAAAUUUCUCGAGUCGCUAAACUUAAAGAAUUAUAGAGGCCAAUCCAAAUACCAGGAGAUUAUUAAUACUCAAAGUCUCGCUUAUUAAACAUUUGAUGCUGCGCCAACCACCAAAACUCAAAACUUGUGUGCCAAUGUCGAUGUGAUUGUGCGCCAACAAUUCAAAACUCACGCCGAAGAUCUUCCACAAAACGUGCAUGGAAUGCACUCUGGGUUGAUGCAUUACAUGAUGGCGUCCCUAUAUAUGCCUAUGCAGUCUCUUAAUAUUAUGCCUGAUGGUUUGCUGACAAACCAGAUCAUACUCUGACAAUUUCUGCUAUUUUCAAUCCCUUCUUGCAUUUCAUAUUGUUCAAUCUGAUAUAAAUCUGCAAGUUAUACUGUAAUAAAGCAGUGUGCAUUGGUUUAACGAGUCAACUAGUAGGCACAUUAUUUGUCAGAUUUUUUGUGUUAAUCCAUUGAGCAGCAGCAAUCCCCUCUUGACGAGUAAAAUAAUCAGCUGUUUGACAGAGUAUUAAGUUAGUAAUAAAGCUGGGUGCAUCAGGGCACAAUGCAGAUUAAACGGUUAACAUGCUCAAUUUUUUUUACAGCUGUUAUCGUGACAGACAAAGCAAAUAUCUUACUUCGAUGUCUACACCAACAGUGGGAAAAUAAGGUAUUAAUAAAUAAAACAUUCUUUACAGCAGAUGCUGGUUGCUUGCAAAAUAACAACAGUUUGAAAUGCAUGUGUAGUUGUUUUCCUAAUUGCCUCAUUUUCAUGUGACUAUUUCCUCGUGUAUCCUGCACAAUAAGUUUCAGGAUAGGUUUGUGAUUGGGCUCAAGAUUAAAGAGAAUUUUAGCCUGCGAACAGGCUCUCAAGCUGAAUUGAGAGCCUGCAUCGAUGACUAAUGAAUUUGAAUAUCUGCGUCUCAAAUCGUGACGCGAAAUUCUCAUUGGUCAGAUGCUAUAAUUUAUAUAUUUCCGCUGAGCUCUAUAUGUCAACUGCUGAAAGCACUAUGCAUAAAAAAACACAUUAACUGAUCAAAUUGGUCUUGGCAGUCUUAUAUCAAGGCACGAAAUGUUCUGUUUUGAGAAAACAGUAUUUAAAACAUUUGAACUUUUGCUUGAAUAUCUUAUAUUUCGAAAAACAGUAUAAACUGUACGGUCUAAAUUUAGUUUGCACGGUCUAAAUUUAGUUUGCACGAAAGUUGUAAACAACACCAUAUAAGGAUAGACAUUCCAUAUUUGGAAAAACGAACGUUACGGGGCAGAUAUUCAAAUUCAUUAGUCAUCGAUGCAGGCUCUCAAUUCAGCCUGAGAGCCUGUUCGCAGGCUAAGAGAAUUUUUGCACAAAACAUAGGGAUAUAUCUUUCAUGUACAUUUCUUUGCUAUAAAACAAGCAAACAUGGAAACUGCACCUUUGGAGCAAAAGUGCUUUACCUGAGUAUGCUAUUUAAUUAGUCGCGGAAGGCGAGGUGAUUAAAAUACAAGCCUAUAUUUUAUUUACUGAGCCGAAGUGAAUGUAGGCUCGUAUUAUAAUUUCAGCGUUGAAAAUUAGUUUUAUUUAUUUAUAAAUACAACUAAUACAUGUGUUUAUUUUGUCAAUAUAAUUUGCAUAAACAAUUAACUUCCAUCUAAUUUACCUGGGAAAAGCAAUAUAGUUACUGCGCAGAGCAGUCUGAGCUGUAACUAUUGCCUCGGAGUUAUACUGAUGAGGGAGAAUGCUCAAAGGCCAUUUUUCAAUACUGACAUUAUACUAAAAAUAAUAGUUUUUCAAGUACCAUUGCAACUUUUUCUCCUUGAUAAGUUGAUGUACAAAUUGUUGUGUGUGUCUUGUAGCAACAACGAAAACGAGAUUCAACACGAGCAAGCUCGCCUCCUUCAGACUACAAAUCCCCCAAAAUACCAAGACGUAUGGAUCCAGGAGAAUGAAAGAGUCGAACUGUAACUUAUAAUUGUAUUAUAUAUUAUUUCUGUGAAUAAGGUGUUAAAAUUUAUUAAAUUCAGUAAAAGUAGAUUUAAGAUAAUCUAGCUCCUAUAAUUAGCGAUUAGACUAACCCCUAACUUUCAUCCCUAAAAGUAAAUGAUAGCCCCUUGACUUCUAGUUGACAAAUAUAUUAAUUUAAAAGGCUGAGUCUGAUAGUCUCGAACUUGUUACACAAUGGAACUUCCAUGUCGACCAUGUCAUUAUGAAAGCCAACAAACAUCUGUAUAUUGUCUGGUUCAACAUAAACGUGCAAAUGUUCUCGAGGCAGAUAUUUUUAACUUUUAUUGCACCUGUAUUACAUACACCCUGGAAUACGCAUUGCACAGGUAUUUCACCACUCUUUACCAAAGACCCAAAGUACAAAAAUGAUCCUUGGCUAUAAUUUACAGAGGACAGCCAUAUUUAGAAAGCCUGCAACAAUCUGGACUAAACUCCUUAUCGGUCCGAAAACAAACACUGUGUGAAAAGCUUUUCUGUAAAAUAUCAACUGACAAGUGACCAUAAACCCCAUGCACUGCUGCCGCCAAAACACCAAGCGAAGUAUAACUUAAGAGUUAAGACAUAAACGCCCCUAUGAUCUUCCAAUGACUAACACUAACCGAUUUAGGAACACAUUUGUACCAUCCAAACUACACUGUAAUAAUAAUUGAGUAGAUUUAUCUCGUUAAGUAAACAUGUGUAAUAUUGAAAAUUAUAUAGUAUUGUAAAAAUCUACCUAGUUAAGCCGGCGUGGCCGCAAAGUAGCUUUUAAUAAAAUAUCUAUAUAUUUAUUCAAUCUAUCUAUCUAUUUGUAAACCCGGGGCGAGGGUAGUUAUUAUUCGACGGUCAUGGCUGGGCAAAAAAUCUGAAAUUUUCAACAGGUCCGGGUGGGCAAAAAAAUCAGAAAAACUUUCCCCACCUAGCACCUGUCGAAAAAAUUUUUGCCCUUCCCGGAGGGUGGGAAAGGGUAUUUUCGUGAGCCGUGAAUGGUCAAUAUUUGUUCGCGUGAAAUGUGAAAUGCUUGAUUUUAGUGUCGUGAAAUGUGAUUUGUUCUACAGCCGUGAGGCGUGAUUGUUGAUAAAAAUGGUCCGUGAAAUGAGAAUUAAGGAUGCCUGUUUCGCGAACUGUGAUUAUUAUAGUGAUUAUUAUAAUAAACAUAAUAAACAAGAUAAAACAAUUUUAUCUUGUAUUAAAUACAGAACUGGAC
Molecule: messenger RNA, 4454 nt
Organism: Paramuricea clavata
Lineage: Eukaryota; Metazoa; Cnidaria; Anthozoa; Malacalcyonacea; Plexauridae
Source: the annotation of a GenBank genome assembly